Messenger RNA from Cooperia oncophora, 255 nucleotides. Lineage: Eukaryota; Metazoa; Nematoda; Chromadorea; Rhabditida; Trichostrongylidae. The record is from the annotation of a GenBank genome assembly.
AUGAGCAGUCAGGUGAAGGCCGAGUACGAUUUCGAGGCUCAGCCCAACACCGGCGAGAUGAGCAUCACUGCUGGCGAAAUACUCACUGUUGUACGUCGAAAUGUCGAAGGUGGUUGGAUGGAAGGAACCAACUCACGUGGACAAGUCGGACUAUUCCCCGAAUCUUACGUGGUGCCGUAUUAUGGUGCUCCGCCUUCGUUGCCUCCGAUCUCCCGAAUCCCAGGAGGGACAAAUGUGACACUUUACUCGGAGUAG